GAUGAAAAGCGGGGAUAAUGGCUUUGUUUACCUUCGUCCGACAUGACCUCCCCCGUGAGUUCCAAGAUAUGCCUCUAACUGGGUCAGUCCACUUUCUGCGAUCAUUUGGAGGGGUGACUCGCCAGGGGCGGAACCACUCCGUCCCUAAACCAAGGCGCCACGCGCGAUCUCGACAGAGCUAUACUGGGAAGACUUUAAGAGGCAAACGGCACAGGGUUUGGACUUCAGCGGGCGGUUCACAGGGAUUCUGCGAACCGGAGAGAUCCCCCUACUCUCCUCAGUGGCCUGUUGGUUUGCGCCGGCGCCUUUUAAGGGCACCGUGGGGCGAACGGAGCGCUCAGAGCUGCUCUGGCCGCGGCCCUGGGAGCUGGAGGAGCCGCGACUCAGCAGGCAUGACUGGAGAGGGAAGUCCCAAUGGUGCUAGAAUGGUGCUGCAGUGGCAGAAGACGGCUCACGAGUGAGGUCUGGAAGAACAACAGGGAAGACAUCCAUCAUUUGCUCCAAAGUGUGCAAGUCAGAUCCUGGGGAGAAUCAUGAUAACUCUGAUCACUGAGCAGCUACAGAAGCAGACUCUGGAUGAGCUGAAAUGCACACGCUUCAGCAUCAGUCUGCCUUUGCCUGAUCAUGCAGACAUCUCCAACUGUGGGAACCCUUUCCAGCUUGUGUCUGGUGCUUCCUGGAGGGGCCUUUCCCACUGUUCCUGUGCUGAGUUCCAGGACAGCCUCAGCUUCAGCUACCACCCCUCAGGCUUGAGCCUGCACCUCAGACCACCUAGUCGGGGAAGCUCCCCACAGGAGCUGCCCCUUUCCCAAGUCCUAAGCCCUGAGCCCCCAGACCCAGAGAAGCUUCCUGUGCCCCCUGCUCCUCCAUCCAAGAGGCACUGCCGCUCACUUUCAGUGCCCGUGGACCUGUCUCGCUGGCAGCCGGUGUGGCGGCCCGCCCCCUCCAAGCUGUGGACUCCCAUCAAGCACCGGGGCAGUGGCGGAGGGGGUGGGCCGCAGGUGCCUCACCAGAGCCCCCCGAAGCGGGUCUCCAGCCUCAGGUUCCUCCAAGCUCCCAGUGCCUCUUCUCAAUGUGCCCCAGCCCACAGACCCUACAGCCCUCCUUUCUUCAGCCUGGCCCUGGCCCAAGAUUCUUCUCGACCCUGCGCCACCUCCCCUCAAAGUGGCUCCUGGGAGAGCGAUGCUGAGUCCCUAUCACCUUGUCCACCCCAGCGUCGCUUCUCCCUGUCACCCAGCCUGGGUCCACAGGCAAGCUGCUUCUUGCCCUCUGCUCGGAGCUCCCCAGCAUCCUCCCCAGAGCUGCCCUGGCGACCUCGAGGUCUCCGCAACCUUCCCCGAAGCCGUUCACAGCCUUGUGAUCUGGAUGCACGCAAAACUGGGAUCAAGCGGCGCCACGAGGAGGACCCCCGACGUCUGCGGCCUUCCUUGGACUUUGACAAGAUGAAUCAGAAACCAUACUCAGGAGCUCUCUGUCUCCAAGAAACAGCCCGGGAAGGCAGCAGCAUCUCUCCACCAUGGUUCAUGGCCUGUAGCCCCACGCCUCUCUCUACUUCCUGCAGCCCCGUUGAGGGUUCCUCCCAGGUGCUGAGUGAAAGUGAAGAGGAGGAAGAGGGGGCUGUGCGGUGGGGGCGACAGGCAUUGAGCAAGCAGACACUGUGCCAGCAGGACUUUGGGGACCUGGACUUGAAUCUGAUUGAGGAGAACUAAAAUUGAGAGGCUAUUUCCUGGGGCCACACAGACUGACUCUCUUAUGGCUACUAACAAGUGUUGAGGCCCCAAGGCUGAGGGCCCAGCCUGGGAAUGGGGGUGAGCGGAGGGCUCCGACUCAGGGCAGCCGGAAAUCUCGUUCCAGCAAGCUGGACCAUGGCAAGGCUGGCCGGGACAAGAUAAACAGAGCUGGUUGGGGGAGGGAUGGCCCCAGAACAGACCCUUCCCAUGGCGGCCCUGAGUGUGAGUAUCCCUGCCCCUGAGAGAGCAAUGGGCAGGGAAGGAAGGGGUCUGCUGACCCCAGCUCGGGGAAUUUCACUAGCCCCUUUGCUUCAAAGGGCACUUGUGUCUUAGAAUUUGGCCAGGGUGGGGGGUUCAGUCAGCCUCCUUGGAGAAAGUGUGUGAGAGUGUGUGCGUGCAUGGAAGUGUACUUGUGGGAAGGUGUGUUUGCGUAGCCUUAGGGAAAGAAGGCAGUUGCUCCUUAACAGCAGAGCAUCAUGGUACCCCGGGAUCUUGAGUUUUUUUUUUUUUUUAACAGGACAGCAGGCUUAUUCAAGGAGUCAAGAUGAGGGCUCCAAGCUUUCUUUUUUUCUAAAUAUCUCUGGAACCAGGCUUGUAAUCCAUAGCAUCACUGGCUCUAAAGGAUUCUAUUUUGGGGUACAGCAGGGUCUUCUAAUUGCUAUGACCUCUGCUAAUGAUCUUAUCUACAGUCCCAGCCCCUUCCCACUAGAUAUAUCUAGUUUUGAGGGCUGCAGAUAACUCACUACAUUUACUUUGAGCUGGCCUUUUUUCUCAUCAGAUUGUCUAGGCUGUUUGCAACCUGCCUCUCUUGCUCUGGGUAGGUACGAGCACAUUUGGGCAACCGAGGCAGGGCUGAAGGGCUUCAUUUCUCUUUUUUUCUUCACUGAUAGGACCUUUUUUAAUCUUCUGACCUUCCAGGUCAAAGAAAGGGAGCAAGGUCCAGUCUUGGCCCCCACAUCUGUUGAGGCAGACUUUGCAGCAGGUGCAGUGGGCUUCAGUUCCCAACAGACAGGUGCGCUUGCCCCAUCACUGCCCCUGGGAAGCAGGCUGUGGGGAAGCCUGUUCUUACAAGAUCAGGCCCACCUUUUCUGACCUAUUUGAGCAAAAAGAAAGGGGUGUUCAGCAUUUAACAGUUUGCUUGUCUUCCACUCCUGCCAGGAAAUGUUUAUUUGCCUCUAAUUGGCCCUGAGAGACAAAGAGAGGUUGGGGCUUACUGAGGGAUUGGCUGAGGAUGUGUAAAGCAAAGGCUGUGAGAAGCAGCUGGGGGUUUGUUAUCAUUGGAUUGAAUUUCCUUUUUUGUUUCUUACCUACAACUUGAGCCAGGGCAGCAGGUCCCACUGGCUGCAGUGUGGGUUUAAGUGAUGGGUUUGAGACUACACAUACUUUGGUAGGGCUGGCCCCAGUGGAUAUGAUACUGAAGCUGCUGCCACAGUGUCCUCUGAGGCUUUGUCCAGAUUUGGUUAGACCCACCGUGACCAAAUUGGACCCACCCUUCCUGUUUAUUGCAAGAAAGGCAUUUUUCUGUUCAAUUUCCAGAGUGUCUUAGGACCCAGUUUCUCAUGUUAGGAACAGAGACCAAGGUCUCUUUUUUCUUCCUUGUGGAAUUAAGCCUGACAUUUUCUACAUUGCCCACAUGUUGGAAAGGCAAGGCUCCAGCCUCCCUGCCUCCGCUCCGGAGGAAGUAGCCUGUGGUCCUUAGAAGCUCUCCCCUUCCAGGGCUCCUUCCUGUCUCCUGGCUGGUUACCACAUACUAACACUGGGCUACAAGGUCUCUAGGGGCCUGAGAGAGGCUCUCCAGAGAAUCCAGGGAAACAGCCCAGGAGUUACCCAUCCUUACUUUCAUCUCUCCCCUGGUUCUUCUCCCUUGUCAGGCCAUAAUUUCCCUGGUGCCAGCUUCUUUUCCUCCUGGGGCAUCCUCAUCCCUGUGCUUUCUGCUACAGGUUGGCUGUGCCAGCUUCCAUUAGGCAAUGCCUAUGGGGUCUCUGCAGGCCCUAAACUGAAGAAGUGAGGACAGCGAUUCUGCCUCCAUCCUGGCUUCCCCAAAGCUCUAGGGUAUCAUCCUUAGGGAAGAAGGCCUACAGUUGUCAUAUUUUAAUUCUAUUACUUUAAGUCUGGAAAGUUAAUCUAGUCAGAGCUAUCAUCUUGCUUCCCAAUCUAAGCACCUGUGGCCCUGGAACAAGCCUUUUCCAGAAGUGGUUCAUUUUGCUUCAUACAGUAAAUCUGUCCCAACAGUUAUAUGUAAGCCAAAUGCUGUUUUUCAAUGCAUUUGGACUGCUGACCAUUUAAAAGCAGCCUAUGAUUGCUUCUUUUGUAAAGCAAGCAACUUCCCUCUACUUUAGCUGUUUUGACUCUUUGGGUUUUCACAUAUCGGGCUUGCCCAGCGUGGAGCACACCUCCAGGGCUGUGCCGACGCUGGGUAGAAGGCUGCAUCUGUGCUGUGUGUGUGGUGUGGCUGGCCGGUAGGUGAGUACCC
Messenger RNA from Fukomys damarensis (Damara mole-rat), 4203 nucleotides. It is a transcript of the gene Fam53c, whose product is annotated as family with sequence similarity 53 member C. Gene Ontology annotation, cellular component: nucleus. Lineage: Eukaryota; Metazoa; Chordata; Mammalia; Rodentia; Bathyergidae. The record is from RefSeq and is a predicted model, not a curated record. Gene Ontology annotation, biological process: protein import into nucleus. The transcript has 5 exons. The coding region runs from base 534 to 1709 and encodes 391 amino acids.